AUGAUGGAUGAAGAGAUUCGAAGAUCGGUUCCACCAGAAGACGACGGCGGAUUCCUCUUGACCAGCUGUCGACUCGUUAGCUUGAAUUUUGUUGUGACGAUGGUACCUCGCUCUGAUGAUGUCCGUUAUAUGACGGACGAAAACUUAGCAUCUUUUCACCGGAAUAGAAGGAGAUUACCUCGGAAACAGCGUCAGUAUGAAUCUUCAAAUAAAGCCAAUCGACAGCUGGUCAAGAGGAAUCGGCCGUCGUCUUCUGGUGAAACCGACCUUCGAAUCUCUUCACCCAACACUUUCACUCGAAAUGGAAGUAAGCUCAACAGAAGCAUAUUGUUGAAACAGGAAUAA
This is a messenger RNA of Protopolystoma xenopodis, 345 nucleotides long. Lineage: Eukaryota; Metazoa; Platyhelminthes; Monogenea; Polystomatidea; Polystomatidae. The record is from the annotation of a GenBank genome assembly.